AUGGAUUUGCAAAUAAUACCUACAGCAGAUGGCCGCGCUGGCUUGGCUGCACAGGAACACUCACAACAGAGUAUAUCUCAAUCCUAUGUCCCAGGGGAUAACACUUCGAACAUCCCUAUUCUUGACCCACACAACUUUAGCAAUCUGACUCUCGAUGCAAGACUCCCCGGUCAACCUUCGCAUGUGAGUCUGUCUAUGCUUGAAGCUCUGGUACCAACAAAGACUGUAUUCUUCCCAGUCUCAUCUACGCCCUACUGGUCACUCGUCGAGUUCUCCGUAAAGGAGGUUAUUCUAAGGGUGCUAUCUGAUAGCCUUGGAUCAUUCCAAGAGGCUUGCCGUACGCUUGAGCUAUUUAGCAAUGAGGUUAGAGAAUUCCUCAGAAAACGUAAUAACUCGGAGCCCGCAUCUCAUACGUUGAACGAAGAAUCAGUUGCUUACGGAUGCAAGUACCUCCACUCCAGAGGGCUCGAGAAGUAUUCAGAACCCCUUAAGGAAUAUGCAAGACGUAUUAAUGACUGGCCGCUGGAUAUCGAUUUUAGCGACCUGAAACUCGAACUUCUCCCAGAAUCCUUGGAAUACAAAGAACCAACUGUCGAGUUCUUGCCUGAUCAGCAUCAGGAUUCGCAUGCUAGGAGAUUUCAGAACUCAACCGCCAAGCGCGUCUUGUCCCUCUCAACAGAAUCGAUCGCUAUUUCCGUCAAGAUCAUGAAAGCAGCCUUCUCUGAUACUUGCAAAUUCUUUUCAACUGUCGAGUCCUUUCGAUUACCUGCUGGAGUUGUCGUGGUUAGUCCCGAGGGCAUAAAGAAACUCCUCGAAGGCGGCAAGUAUACUAUAAUCAACCCACCCUUUCCAGCAUUCUCUGAGUUACACCAGUUCAUUAUAUGCGACAAUUCUCCUAAGCAUCCAACCUCUUUGAUGGCUGACUUCCCUACUAGCCAGAAUUCAACGCAUCUUGGCCACGAGGGAACGCGCCAACCUUCAAGACCUUACUCGACAGACAGUUCCGAUUCUCGACUACACACCUACUCGAAUACAAGCUUCUUCGAUGAUGCGAUUUCAUACCGUACUCGGGUCGUAGAAAGAGCACUAGAGGAUAACCUCAUUCUGCGCAGCUCCCUAGCCGACAAUACCAGUUCCAUUUCCUUGCACCCUAAGCUACUGCUACAGCCUCGGAAGGAUGCCAAAUGCCUUUUACCCGGAACUGGAGAUAGGGAGGCGAGAGAAUUGCACCAGAAGGGACAUAGGGCACUUCUACACUUCUAUCUACCAGCAGGUUACUCAGUUAUAUCCCCGAGCGGUUACAAGAUGAACUUCGAUACACCUCACACAAGAGAGAGCGACGGAGAAAGCUUGCCUGGCCGUGGUGGGGAGUAUAUAGUUGUACCACCCGAACACGCUGUCCAUGCUGAUAACUACAGAAGGGUAAAUCUAGCGACAAGCGACAUAGCCUGGAUUAAUUUCAAAGAGUCUGUGGUUGUGUUCCGUGAUGGGAAAAUGCUCCCCCGGACAGUCGGAACAGGCCUCCAUCGAUUGUCGAUACGGAACGGUGGGUUGAGAAUAACCUGCGAGGAUGGAGAGUAUGACCUAACCAAGGCCCUGAGGAAUCCGGAUCCCCAUUCCUUAUUUACAAUUAAAUCUGUCCCGAUCUACACCGUUAAGAACGCAUCGAAACAAGCCGUGGCAAACCCUCCUACUCGCAAUGAUGCUACUCAAUACACCGCCCAGAACAAUAUAGAGAUGGAGGAAGAUGAUGAGAACAGUUCAUAUGGCCCUUCAAAUACCGCUACAUCAGCGCUAAUAGGGGCAUCACAGGAUCGAAAGCGAAAGCAACCCUAUGACGCGAUCGAGGAGUUGCCGCAGAAAAUCCCGAAGACCGGACCUAGAGUCUAUCCACUAGCUCAGUCAGAAACUCCAGAGACUCGAGAGACUCGAGAGGGAAACACACAGAUCAUUACACCUACGCCCCCAAAAGAGCCUCAGCUUCAAGUCCAGCCUAAACCCAAAUUUAGGUAUGAAAAUAAAGCUCAGCUGAAGGCCCGUUUGAAGGCCCAGCCAAUGGCUCAGAAACAGCCUAGAUUUGCUGGGGUUACCACAGAGAACGCUGCGAGUCUAGUGAGAAGCGUAGAGGUAGAGUUGCAGAAAUCCAACACCGUACCUCAUCCAGAUGCUACGACUCAAGAAGAGGUGCUUGCGCAGCCUCAGGAUGAAGAACAGACUCAACCAGAAGUUCAGAAGAAACGUCCAGUACGUAUUGUCUUAACCAACAAGAAGGUCGCCACGCCCGCUACACCCAAGGAACAGCCUGGCACAAGACGAAGCUCAAGCGCCAACAGUCAACGAACAUCAGCCGGAAACUCCCAAGUUCAGACUCAAACCCAGGCUCAAGCUCAAUCUCAGGCUCAGACACAGUACCCAGCUAAGUCCCAAGCCGGACGACGACCACGAGGACGCCCUGCUAAGAAGGCCCAGAAAAUCGCCACCUCAAACAACCCCCACGACGAACAGUCUGCUGCAGUCCCUAGCCAGCCUGUCGCCAAUAAAGCUUCAUCGCUCGCCGUCCCUCAAGCUCGACCCCAGGCCGAAACUCCGUCUUCGCGAAAGAACGCCCAAAGACGUACUUCUGUGCCUACCCGGCGAUCGUCACGCCUCAGCGGCGGUCGAGAGAAUCUCGACACGCAGCCCGAGAAAUGA
Messenger RNA from Daldinia decipiens, 2691 nucleotides. RefSeq lists its product as uncharacterized. The coding region runs from base 1 to 2691 and encodes 896 amino acids. The record is from RefSeq and is a predicted model, not a curated record. The transcript has a single exon. NCBI's taxonomy places the organism in Eukaryota, Fungi, Ascomycota, Sordariomycetes, Xylariales, Hypoxylaceae.